AUGGCAUUUCGUAGACCCCGACCCCCCAAUCUAACAGCUCAUAGAUUAUCUACAGAUAAAGAACUCGAGCUGGAACAAAUUAACCAAGAACUCCAGGAGAUAUUGCAAUCAGAGGUAGCCAUCAACAAAUCGAAUGAAAAAUAUAUAAAGGAUCUGGAACGUAAAUAUAUCAGAUGUGAGAAUGAAAUCCAAUCUCUCAAGAAAGAACUGGAACGGCUUGAAAAUGUUUCAGGGCGGAAUAUCGAUAAUAUAGAGAAACAAUUACAAGAAUUAGAAGAGCGGAUUCAAAAUCUAAGGCAUAGAUUCAAAGGGUUAAAUCGACUCGAAAAUCAUUUUAGAGGUGGUACACCAUUAAUCAAUCCUAUCAGAAUUAUCGAAGGAAUUCAUGGCACUUUAAAUACUAUUCGGGCUAAUUAUCAAAGAAUAGAUCGGGAUUUAGAUGAUAUUGCAAAUCAACGAGAUGAUAGAGAUAAUCAGAUAGAUCAAGUCAAGCAGAUUACCCAAGAACGAGAUAACUUACAGAACCAAGUUAAUCAAAUUAUCCAAGAACGACAUAACUUACGAAAUCAAGUUAAUCGUCUUACUCAAGAACGUGACAAUUCUCAGAAUGAUCUUACUUUAAUGACAACAGCUUAUAAUAAUGAACAGGAGGAACGUCGUCGCUGGUGGGGGGUUGCUCAGAAAUUGGAAACAGGAAUGCAAACACGUAUUGAUGCUUUAUUACUUGAUAAGUUUGCACUUAAUUUUAAACUCAGGAGUCGCAAUAAUAAUGAUAGGGUUUUCCUACAAUUUUGGUAUGAUCGUGUUGUUCCAAG
Molecule: messenger RNA, 815 nt
Organism: Paraglomus occultum
Lineage: Eukaryota; Fungi; Glomeromycota; Glomeromycetes; Paraglomerales; Paraglomeraceae
Source: the annotation of a GenBank genome assembly